CCGCCUUUCUUGCGUCUUGACUGGGCCAGAACCACAUUCAUUCACCCACCCACAUACCUCUGCCGGCAAUGUUUGCAGCCCGCCUUCUCCCCCGCCGUCUCUGCCGGCCGGUCCAGGCUACCCUCCGCCAAACCCGUGCACUAACCCUCCCGCAGCCCACACCGCGCCGUCCACCCCCCUUCCACAGGCCCCCAUCCCCCAGCCGCGAGGAACUCCAUGCCACCAAGCACCGCCAAACAAUCCUUACCAUUGGUGCAGUGACAUCAAUGAUAGCGCUCUACGUCCUAGCAAAACAAUCCCCCCAACAGUCGCUAGACUCCCUCCCUCACCCCCCUAUACAACCCGGCGCCCCGGUGAUACUGACAACGGACGAGGAGAAGCGUGCAGGGGUAGAACUAGUCCCCUCCGGAACCACCAGUGUGCCGGACUUUCCUAAGCAUUUGGAGAUCGAGGAUAAAGAGUACACACUGGUAGGACUGGGUAUUCGCACGGUCAGUUUUUUGGGGAUUCAAGUGUACGUGGUGGGGUUGUACGUGUUGACGUCAGACCUACCUGCCCUAUCAACAUACCUCCUCCAAUAUGCUGCCCCUAGCGGGGCCACUAGCACUAUCGCCUCCGAAAGAGACUCUCUCCGCGCGCUCCUCCUCUCGCCAGAACACAGCGAACGAAUCUUCACCACGCUCCUGAAAAAUUCUCACAUCUCCACCGCUUUGCGGAUAGUUCCUACCCGAAACACUGACUUCUCGCACCUCCGCGACGGGUGGGUCCGCAGUAUUACCGCCCGGGCCAAGCAGGGUGGUGUGUACGAGGAUCCCGGGUGGGCUGCUGCAUUAGAUGAGUUCAAGCGGCUGUUUGGCGGGCGUGGAAGCGUGCCGAAGAAGAAGACUUUGUUAUUGGUUAGGAAUGGAGAGGGGAGGAUGACGUGCUGGUAUGAUCCGCAGGGGAGGGGGGACGGGAAGCUGGGAAGCGGGACCAUGAUGCUGGGGGAUAUUCGGGAUUACAGGGUUGGGUUAGCACUUUGGUUGGGCUAUCUUGCUGGGGAGAAGGUUGCUAGUGUUCCUGCCAGGGAGAGUAUGGUGGAGGGGCUGGUGGAAUUGGUGGGGAGGCCGGUAGGGAGUGUGGUUUAGGAUUGGUUGUCGUACCCAAUUAAUUGGGCGAGAAGUGUAAUUGAGUUAGAUGGUUGGUCGGGUGUGGUGGUGGGUCGAGAAUGUUGGUAUCACUCUAUCGGGUUCCCUUCCCCCCCUCUUUUUUUCUGAUUAGAGGGGAAAAAAAAGGGUGAUUGUUGUGACAUUGUUUGUUCAUUCAAUAAAUUUAUUAUCCUUGUUACGCCGACCCGGCCUCAACAAGCUCAGAAGUCUUCGGGACUACUUGAAAGUGUUGAAACAUACUUCUCGCACUACUGCAGUGUUACUCCUACUACUGAUACUUUCUCCUUGCAUUAAACCUGUUGGCACAUCUAGACCUCCUGGACUAUUGAAGAUACCUCCUUGCCUUUCUCACACACCGCUUUUCUCUAUUAUUAUUAUUGUUCGCUCAAGCUAUUUGUCUUGCUCUAAAACAGUCUUGCUCUAAAACAGUAGAUA
This is a messenger RNA of Tuber melanosporum (Perigord truffle), 1583 nucleotides long. RefSeq lists its product as uncharacterized. The transcript has a single exon. Bases 69 to 1127 code for a protein of 352 amino acids. Gene Ontology annotation, molecular function: intramolecular lyase activity. NCBI's taxonomy places the organism in Eukaryota, Fungi, Ascomycota, Pezizomycetes, Pezizales, Tuberaceae. The record is from RefSeq and is a predicted model, not a curated record.